CGGAGCGAGGCAAGUGUGUGUAUAUAAACGAGCACUGGUUAAGUGAUUAGUCCCCCCUAACCUGAAAACGGGUCCUGGACCAACUGCAAUCUCGUUUUUACAUUUUCUUCAAUCCAGUCGAACUUGCUUUCUUCUGCUCUUGCUCUUUGCAUUUCUUCUCGUCCUGUUUUUCCAGUUUGAUCUUUUAAGCACCUCCCCGUCCCGGCCCGGAUUGCCGAUUACGGUAGCACGUCACGAAAUCCAUAAAAUCCGGCCGGGGAAACGGAGAGAGAAGGACCACGUCAGUGACUGGCCCAGCUCUGACCUUCUUCUCUAGUUCCGGCUCUGCCUGCGACUCUGGUUUCUGGGGUCACGGGUUCCAGCGCAGUUUGGUCUAGAUUCGGGUCGGAGCUGCGGAGAGAAGACGGUUGUAGUGGGAAGAGGCCGUGACUACCACCUCUGGGAGUUGGAACUCAAGUUUGAAUUCUGUUUCUGUUUCUUCGCUUCCACGUUAGACAUUCGCUCCGUGUAGUUUAAGAACCGUGAUUCGGUUUGCUGGACUGGAGUGGUUAAUUUUAAUAAAGAAGAGCAGCUGCAGAUAGCUGGAUUGCGCUGUGGAAUUGAAAAUUUUCCUUCCUUUUUCGUUUAAAGAAGACGUUUGAGUAAAUUUGGGCAGCUUAGUUUGAUCUAGAGGUGGUAGUUAGAGGAAAAGAGAGGAAAGUUUGUACUCUGUUAUCGUACGAUGGCUGAAGCUGGAGCAAAAUGGCAAGGCCUGAGAUCCGUAGCGAUGGUUGCUCUCAGCUUCCUCCUAGCUUCUGUGUUUGCUUCUGCAGAGCGCAGUCUGAAACAUGGGGCCUCAGGAAACAAUGGAACUCGGGAUGGUGAAUCGGACUAUCUUCUGAAAAUUAUAAAUUUCCUGUGGCAGUCGGGUGAAUCAGGUUACCAACAUGUUUGGCCUGAAAUGAAAUUCGGCUGGAAAGUUAUCGUGGGUACGAUAAUUGGGUUCUGUGGUGCAGCGUUUGGUAGUGUCGGAGGAGUUGGUGGUGGCGGGAUUUUCGUUCCUAUGCUUACUCUGAUUAUUGGGUUUGAUGCGAAAUCAUCAACAGCAAUAUCCAAGUGUAUGAUCAUGGGUGCAGCAGCUUCAACUGUUUACUACAAUCUUAAGCUAAGGCAUCCAACUCUUGAUAUGCCCAUUAUUGACUAUGACUUGGCUUUGCUCUUCCAACCUAUGCUUAUGCUGGGGAUCAGUAUUGGAGUCGCUUUCAAUGUGAUUUUUGCAGACUGGAUGGUUACUGUAUUGCUAAUCAUACUCUUUAUAGGCACAUCAACUAAGGCAUUCUUAAAGGGUGUUGAAACCUGGAAAAAAGAAACCAUAGUAAAAAAGGAAGCUGCUAAGCGCCUGGAGUCAGAUGGUACUGGCAAUGAACAAGUAGAAUAUAAGCCUCUACCUAGUGGCCCAGGCAAUGGCACUCAGCAGGGCACCAUAAAAUCUGGAGAAGCAAACGUUUCUAUUAUUGAGAAUGUCUACUGGAAGGAACUUGGUCUUCUUGUUUUUGUUUGGGUUGCUUUUCUUGUUCUGCAAAUUGUUAUCAAGGACAGUACAACCACCUGUUCGGUACCAUACUGGGUUUUGAACUUAUUGCAGAUACCUAUUGCUGUUGUUGUGAGUGGAUAUGAGGCAAUUAGCCUAUACAGAGGACGGAGAGUGAUUGCAUCAAAGGGAGAUGCAGGCACAAACUGGAAAGUGCACCAGCUGAUUUUGUAUUGUUCCUGUGGUGUACUGGCUGGUAUGGUCGGCGGGCUGCUUGGUCUAGGUGGAGGGUUUAUUUUAGGUCCUCUUUUCUUGGAAUUGGGAAUCCCUCCCCAGGUUUCAAGUGCUACGGCCACUUUUGCCAUGACCUUCUCCUCAUCCAUGUCAGUUGUAGAAUAUUACCUUCUGAAACGUUUUCCAGUUCCAUAUGCUCUCUACUUUGUGGCUGUGGCAACUGUUGCUGCAUUCAUAGGGCAACAUGUGGUCAGAAAGCUGAUCAUCAUAUUGGGGAGGGCAUCUCUCAUCAUCUUCAUUCUGUCACUCACAAUCUUUGUGAGUGCAGUCUCACUAGGUGGAGUUGGCAUUUCAAAUAUGAUUGGGAAGAUCCAGCGGCAUGAGUACAUGGGAUUUGAGAACCUCUGCAAAUAUUCUGCUUAGCACCAUUUGUUUUGGUCUUUUUCUCCUUAAUUUUCCCCAUUAAUUUAGUGGUCUCCUUCAGCUUAGAGGCCUAAAGUCUGGGCUUGUGCUUCUGUACCAAUUUUGGUAUUGCUAGGAUUAAAACAAUUAUUGCCUUUUCUUCUAGCUAUUUCUGUGUUUAAGCUCCCGGCUUCAGGUAUAUGCUUUACAAUUAUUUUACUUGGUUGUUUGUGCACAAGCAUAAAAAAUCAGAGUUAGUCGAA
This is a messenger RNA of Nelumbo nucifera (sacred lotus), 2409 nucleotides long. Its product is annotated as sulfite exporter TauE/SafE family protein 3-like. Gene Ontology annotation, cellular component: Cul4A-RING E3 ubiquitin ligase complex; membrane. The record is from RefSeq and is a predicted model, not a curated record. NCBI's taxonomy places the organism in Eukaryota, Viridiplantae, Streptophyta, Magnoliopsida, Proteales, Nelumbonaceae. Gene Ontology annotation, biological process: protein ubiquitination.